ACUGACGGAUUCGGCCGAUUCGUGCUGGGCUCCGUCAAUUUUUUGCACUCAUCAGAAAAAAAAGUUUUUCCUUUUAGAGUUUCCCCCCUUCAAUUUUGGUAAUUUUGGCGAGAAAUUUUGGAGUUCCUUCCGGCGUAGAUAGAAGGGAGAUGGCUCCGUUGAACCACCAGCAGAUUCUGAUAAAGAAGGCUCUGGCGAAGAAGCCCAAGACCAAGAUGAUCUCAGGUUUUGGUCUUAAGCCCUCCAAGAGUCUCUUGAAGGCCAAGCCUCAGCCGCCGGCGGUGGUGCAGCCGAGGCGCCGCGUCCGUGUCCUCUUCGAGGACCCCGAUGCGACGGAUUCGGACUCUGAAGACGAAGAGGCCUGCGCCACAACUGGCGCAAAAUCCAAGCGCUUCUCCUUCGAGCUGUUCGUCGGCAAGGCAGCGGCAAAGCCGGUUACUCCUGCGGCCACUGGGGCUGCAUACACCAGCGGCGGGAAGCCGGAGAGCUACCGUGGUGUGAGGCUCCGCAAGUGGGGCAAGUGGGCGGCGGAGAUCCGCAACCCGUUCACCGGCAAGAGACAGUGGCUUGGCACCUUUGAUACCGCCACGGCGGCCUCUUCUGCCUACCUAUCUGCCUCCCGGAGCUUCGCCGAGGAGAAACGUCGCCGCCGUGGGCAGCCCGUGGCCACAUCCUCACCUGCUCCGUCGGCAAGUACCACCCCGACGGCCUCCUCUUCGUCGUCCACCUCGGCUGCUCCGUUCGCCCACCCCUCGCCGUCCUCCGUUCUUGAGGCCACCAAGCCUGCGCCGAAGCUGCUGUCGCCGGAGCCGGCUCCAACCCCCAUCCCGCCCUCCAUUGAUUCCGCGCAGCUGCCGGACGACCCAGAGUUCUACCAGGAUCUUCUGCGCGGGCUACAGCUGCCGGACAUCGACCCGAUGGACUUCCGUGCUGGGCUGGACGCCCUGGAUGUUUCCGAGUUGCCGUUUUGCUUGGAUGACGAACAGGACAUGCUGCUGGGGGACUUUGGGGAUGAGGAGCUGGUGCUUGAUCUUGACCUCGACGACAUCAACGCCGUCUUCCCGGAGAUGGCCGGUUGCGACCUGGGUCGCGGCAUGGAUGACUUCCUGAGAACCGUGAAUUUCUGCGUGUGAAUUAAGUGCCUUAAUACUAUAGUUGUUGGUAUGAUGGCCCUGUGAGUGCUUGGGAGGGGGAUUCCUUGGGUUUUUUCCCCGGGCAAUCCAAUUUGCUCGUGCCCAAGAAAGAUGUUUCCUAAGCAAAGCACAUUAGUGUUUGGAGAGUUCCUAAUUUUUGUAGGUUACAUUAUGGCAAGUUAUAGCUGGUAUGUUAUGUUUUUAAUGUUAUUUGGCAUGCUUGUCGAGACGUUAUAGUGGACAAGUCAUUGAGCUCUUAUAAGGAAAGAAAAUAAGUGUUGCAUUA
Molecule: messenger RNA, 1419 nt
Organism: Phragmites australis (common reed)
Lineage: Eukaryota; Viridiplantae; Streptophyta; Magnoliopsida; Poales; Poaceae
Product: ethylene-responsive transcription factor 3-like
Exons: 1
Coding region: 150-1133 (327 amino acids)
Biological process (GO): regulation of DNA-templated transcription
Molecular function (GO): DNA-binding transcription factor activity; DNA binding
Source: RefSeq, a predicted model, not a curated record